UUCCGCCUACAUAAAGAUAAAAGAAUCCCACUCCUCUCUCCUCUCUCGCAGUCUUCUUCCAUUCUUCUUCUCACCAUGACUAACACCACCACGAUUUCCACCGCACCACCAGGAAAGCGAGCAGGAGGAGGAGCCGGACAUAUCCUCGUCUUUCCGUUUCCAGCACAAGGUCACAUGUUACCUCUCCUCGACCUCGUACACCAACUUGCCGUCCGCUCAACCACCACCACCAACACAACCAUUACAAUUCUAGUGACGCCGAAAAACUUACCGUUACUAAACCCACUUCUAAUCCAACACCCAUCCAUUGUUCAAACGUUAGUACUACCAUUCCCAACUCCUGAAAACAGUCUUAUACCACCAGGUGUAGAAAAUGUCAAAGAUCUUCCCUCUGGUUACUUCCUACCCAUGAUUCAAACCAUUAGCAAACUUUGCGAUCCUCUCCUAAACUGGUUCCAAUCUCAUCCAUCCCCUCCAACUUAUAUCAUUUCCGAUAUGUUUCUCGGCUGGACACAAGACCUCGCUGUCCAACUCGGAAUCCGGCGAAUUGUUUUCUCUCCUUCUGGUGCUCAAAUUCUAUCCGUCAUUUCCUGUUUAUGGCGCGAUCUACCAACCCCGGCGAAUACUGAUAACAACAAAGAUAACGACGACCCUUACGCGUUGAUUCUGUUCCCGAAAGUACCCGGUUGCCCGAGUUACCCAUGGUGGCAACUCUCCUCUCUUUACCGUGCUUAUGUCCAAAGUACUAAACAAAGUGGUGGCGAUAAAAAUUCCGGUGACUUGGAAUUCCUCCGGAAGGAUUUUCUCGGAAAUGUAGAAUGCUGGGGUAUGGUUUUCAAUUCCUUCCAUGAGUUGGAAGGCAUUUACUUGGACCACAUGAAGAGGGCCUAUUUUGGCGACAAAUAUCUAUGGGCUGUGGGCCCGCUAUCACAAUCCGGGCCAACAGAGAGAGGUGGGGCCACAUCUGAGCGAGCCGGUGAUAUUUUUACUUGGCUAGAUACGUGUGAUGAUCACAGUGUUGUGUAUGUUUGUUUCGGUAGUCAAGCAGUACUGGAUAACAGUCAGAUGGAAGCUGUGGCCGUUGGAUUGGGAAAAAGUGGGGUCAGGUUUCUAUGGUGUGUAAAGGAACCAACUGUUGGACACGUGUCAGAUGAAUAUGGUUUGAUACCAUCAUGGUUUGAAGAUACAACGGCUGGUAGAGGAUUAGUAGUGAGAGGAUGGGCACCACAGGUGCAGAUAUUGCAACACAAGGCAAUUGGAUCGUUCUUGACUCACUGUGGUUGGAACUCGGUGUUGGAAUCCAUUGGCGCUGGAGUACCGAUGCUGGCUUGGCCGAUGGGUGCCGAUCAAUUCAUGAAUGCAACACUGCUAGUCGAUCAGGUGAAGGUUGCUGUUCAAGUUUGUGAAGGUGCGAAAACAAUUCCGAACGCAGAUGAGUUGGCUCAGCGUAUAGCUGAAUCAGUAGCUACAGGUGGUAGCACUUGCGGGAACCAAAUGAGGAUGAAAGCUAUGGAACUGAAGCAAGCCGCUUACAACGCAAUCAGGGUUCACGAAAAUGGAGGCGGGAGUUCGACCAAAGACUUGGAUGAUUUGGUGCAGCAUCUUUUCUCUAACCAAAUGGCAAUGCUAUCGAGAGAGCUUGUUCCUCCAAACUGAUAAAUGCAAUAGAGAUAGGAUAAUCAAUGUAAAGAAUGGAGAUUUCGUAUUAAUGGAAUAAUUUUACUGUUAAUGCUAU
This is a messenger RNA of Papaver somniferum (opium poppy), 1735 nucleotides long. Its product is annotated as UDP-glycosyltransferase 89B2-like. The transcript has a single exon. Bases 76 to 1656 code for a protein of 526 amino acids. Gene Ontology annotation, molecular function: UDP-glycosyltransferase activity. NCBI's taxonomy places the organism in Eukaryota, Viridiplantae, Streptophyta, Magnoliopsida, Ranunculales, Papaveraceae. The record is from RefSeq and is a predicted model, not a curated record.